AUGGUGAGUCUGGCAGCUACUAGUGGUGGAUUUGGUGGAAGGAGGCAUAUCUAUGACCGGAAAGCCCAAGCGUUUUGGAUAACCUACUGUUAUUCCGGAAGGGAGAAUUUCUUUGAAACAUUUGAAAGGAAAAUGGAUGAAAAACGUAGACUGUUAAAGGAAAGUGGUCGCGGGCUUGUUGUUUCCUGGGCUCUAUGUGCUGUAUGCCUCUUGGGCCACUUCUCUCAUUUUUUUGGACCCAAGUUUUCAUGGAUCCAUGCAUUUCACUCCACGGGGUUUCAUAUGUCCCUCUCUUUAUUUACGUUGCUUGGUCCUGGACGCCGACUAAUUGUUGAUGGUCUUAAAAGCCUUAUUAAGGGGGCUCCAAACAUGAAUACUCUAGUUGGUCUUGGUGCUUUAUCAUCAUUUGCUGUCAGCUCACUGGCUACCUUAUUACCCAAACUGGGUUGGAAAGCAUUCUUUGAGGAACCAGUUAUGCUGAUUGCAUUUGUCUUGUUAGGGAGAAAUCUUGAACAAAGAGCUAAAAUUAAAGCCACCAGUGACAUGACUGGACUUCUUAAUAUUUUGCCAUCUAAAGCUCGUCUAGUGGUCAACAGUAAUGCAGAUGAGUCAAGCUCAACUGUCGAAGUUCCUUGUAGCUCUCUUUCUGUAGGAGAUGAAGUCAUUAUAGUACCUGGAGACCGUGUUCCAGCUGAUGGGAUUGUCAAAGCCGGUAGAAGCACGGUUGACGAGUCUAAUUUAACAGGGGAGCCUCUCCCUGUCACUAAAUUACCUGGGGCCAAAGUUGCAGCAGGAAGUAUAAAUCUAAAUGGAACACUUACUGUGGAAGUGCAAAGACCAGGUGGCGAGACUGCCAUGGGGGACAUUGUUCGUUUGGUGGAAGAAGCACAGAGUAGAGAAGCUCCUGUACAGCGGUUGGCAGACAAGGUGGCUGGGCACUUCACCUAUGGAGUAAUGACACUCUCUGCUGCAACAUUUAUGUUUUGGAACCUUUUUGGUGCACGAAUUCUACCAGCCGCUCUUCAUCAAGGAAGUCCAGUUUCAUUGGCCUUGCAGCUCUCUUGUAGUGUUCUGGUUGUUGCAUGUCCAUGUGCCCUUGGUCUAGCAACACCUACUGCUGUGCUGGUUGGAACUUCACUGGGUGCUACAAAAGGAUUGCUUCUGCGUGGAGGAAAUGUUUUAGAAAAGUUUUCAAUGGUGAAUACAAUUGUGUUUGACAAAACAGGGACACUGACAAUUGGUAGACCUGUUGUGACAAAGGUCAUUACUCAAGGGCGCAAAGAGGAUGCAGAUUCAAAACCAAGUUCAAACUGUAACUGGUCGGAAGUUGAUGUUUUGAAGUUAGCUGCUGGAGUUGAAUCAAAUACAAUUCAUCCAAUUGGAAAAGCAAUUGUGGAGGCUGCUAGGGCUAUUAGUGGUUCCAAUUUGAAGAUAGAAGAUGGAACUUACUUGGAGGAACCUGGGUCUGGUGCAGUAGCAACUAUUGAGAACAAAACGGUAUCUGUUGGUACGUUGGACUGGGUUCGAAGGCAUGGAGUUGAUGAGAAUCCAUUUCUAGAAGUGGAGGAGUUUAAGAAUCAAUCAGUUGUCUAUGUUGGUGUAGAUGGUAAUCUUGCCGGUCUUAUUUAUUUUGAGGAUCAGAUCAGAGAAGAUGCUGGGCAUGUUGUUGAAUCUCUAUCUAAGCAAGGAAUAAGCACAUACUUACUUUCUGGGGACAAAAAGAAUGCUGCUGAGUAUGUUGCAUCCGUUGUUGGUAUUCCGAAGGAAAACGUGUUGUAUGGAGUCAAACCAGAUGAGAAAAGGAAAUUUAUAAGACGACUUCAGAAAAAUCAGGGCAUUGUAGCUAUGGUCGGCGAUGGAAUUAAUGAUGCUGCUGCCCUGGCUUCAUCACAUGUUGGAAUUGCAAUAGGUGGAGGUGUCGGAGCUGCCAGUGAAGUGUCUUCUAUUGUGUUGAUGCGUGACAAAUUAUCCCAGUUGGUCGACGCUUUGGAGCUUAGCAGGCUAACCAUGAAGACUGUGAAGCAAAAUCUUUGGUGGGCCUUUGCAUACAAUAUUGUUGGAAUUCCAAUUGCAGCCGGAGUGUUACUGCCAGUGACCGGGAUCAUGCUUACUCCAUCAAUUGCCGGAGCUCUCAUGGGUUUCAGCUCUAUUGGGGUGAUGACAAAUUCAUUGCUUUUGAGGUUUAAGUUCGCAUCGAAACACAAGCAAAUUUGUGAAGCAUCAUUCGAAGACAUCAAAACCCCUCUGGGUUCUGGUCAUCUCACGGAUCAAAUGGACAGAUCGAAGCACCCAUAUACUGCUGGUGCUGCUAGAUGAAGAAAUUCACGAUAGCAAGAGCCCGAGGAAGUUGACUUCAGAAUCAUCAUAGUUUACCCAAACUCUUGCGUUGUCAACAGAAAAAAUAAUUGAAGCAUCUUUAUACGACCACUCGAUUUAGAUGCACGAUGAUCCAGCGUUUUGAGUGUUUUUUUUAACCCAUUUGAGGCUGGGAUUUAAUUUAGAGAGAUCAUUUGACAGUUUUUGCAGCAUGAAAAGCAUGUAGGUUUAAGUGUAUGGGUGGAACAUAAAAUUUUAGGGUCGGUUU
This is a messenger RNA of Ilex paraguariensis (yerba mate), 2584 nucleotides long. The record is from the annotation of a GenBank genome assembly. Lineage: Eukaryota; Viridiplantae; Streptophyta; Magnoliopsida; Aquifoliales; Aquifoliaceae.